Messenger RNA from Pyrus x bretschneideri (Chinese white pear), 3543 nucleotides. Its product is annotated as pentatricopeptide repeat-containing protein At4g19440, chloroplastic. Gene Ontology annotation, molecular function: protein binding. Lineage: Eukaryota; Viridiplantae; Streptophyta; Magnoliopsida; Rosales; Rosaceae. The record is from RefSeq and is a predicted model, not a curated record. The transcript has 5 exons. The coding region runs from base 194 to 2701 and encodes 835 amino acids.
UGCCUUCUGCCUGCGGCGCAGCUUUAAACCCACAAGGGCCACAACAGAAUAGCAAACCUCAAAGGCCUCUCUCUCUCUCUCUCGUGGCUUUUUCGCAUCCUCUGAAUCUCAAAGUAAAAAUCCAUGGCAGCUUCACUCUCAUAAACCCUGCAGUGAAACCCACAAAAUCGACACACCCAGAAGAGCUAAUUACAUGCAUUUUCCGAUGGAUUUGAGGAGGCUUUCAAUCCCCAAACCCCAUCUUUUUCUCUUCUCUCCCAUCAACCGCCCGUGCGUGACCUGCACCACCCAACGCCGCCCCCAAGAGCCUCCUCAGCCACCGCCAUCGCAUCUUCCGGAUCAACCGGAGCCGCCCGAUCAGAGUUUGCACAACUGGGUAUCUUCUGUUCUCUCAAAACCAUCUCUAGAUUCUUCUAAGUGUAAAGCUCUCGUACCCCUUUUGUCGCCUCUUCAAUUUGAUCAGUUGUUCCGUUCCAUUAGCCCCAAUGUGAACCCCAAAACAGCUCUCCAUUUCUUCUAUUUUGCUUCUGAAUCUUUUAAGUUUCGGUUUACUGUUCGAUCCCUUUGUGUUUUGGUUCGUCUGCUUAUUAAUUCAAAUCUUGUAUCGCCUGCGAGAUUGCUUUUGAUCCGUUCGAUUGAUGGGAAUGUGCCAGUUUCAUAUGCUAACCCCAGUCACAGGCAUAUGGAGAUAGCCAUUGCCAUGUUGGAAUUGAAUACCGUGGCCGAAAGAGCUGUCGGUGUUCAGGCACUGGACUUGUUGAUUCAUGUUUACUGCACCCAAUUCAAGAGUAUGGGUUUUGGUUACGCCGUUGAUAUGUUUAUGUGUUUUUCUGAUAAGGGCUUCUUUCCAUCGUUGAAGAUUUGUAAUUUUUUGUUGAGUUCGUUAGUGAAGGCCAGCGAACUUCAUAAGAGUUAUCAAGUAUUUGAAGUUAUGUCUCGAGGUGUUUCUCCUGAUGUUUACUUGUUUACUACUGCAAUUAAUGCAUGUUGUAAGGGAGGGAAGGUUGAUGAAGCGAUAGGUUUGCUCUCAAAAAUGGAAGGGCGGGGUAUUGCUCCAAAUGUUGUUACAUACAAUAAUGUUAUUCACGGGCUUUGUAAGAGCAGGAGAUUAGACGAAGCUUUCCAGUUCAAGAAGAAGAUGGUAGAAAACAAUGUGAACCCGAGUCUUAUAACGUACAGUGUGCUCAUUAAUGGUUUGAUCAAGCUGGAAAAGUUUUAUGAGGCAAAUUGUGUUUUGAAGGAAAUGUCCAAUAGGGGAUUUGUCCCGAAUGAGGUUGUCUAUAACACAUUGAUUGAUGGGUAUUGUAAAACGGGAAAUAUUAGUGAGGCACUAAAGAUAUUGGAUGAUAUGUUAUCCAAUGGAUUAACUCCCAAUUCUGUUACUCUUAAUUCUCUGCUGCAGGGAUAUUGUAAAACUAAUCAGUUGGAGCAUGCUGAGCAGAUUUUAGACAAGAUGCUGUCCCAUUGUUUAUCCAUAAAUCAAGCUGUUUGUUUCUCAGCUAUUCACUGGUUAUGCAUGAAAUCUAGGUUCGAUUCUGCGCUAAAGUUUACUAUAGAAAUGCUUUUAAGAAACUGUAGGCCCAGUGAUGGCUUGCUUACCACGUUGGUUUGUGGGCUUUGUAAAGAUGGAAAGCAUUCUGAGGCAGUUGAACUUUGGUUUAGGCUAUAUGACCUAGGAUUUGCAGCCAACACUGCGACUUCAAAUGCCUUAAUUCAUGGACUUUGUGAAUCUGGUAGCACACAAGAUGUUGUUCUGCGACUGAAACCAAUGCUAGAGAGAGGUUUGGUAAUGGAUAAAAUCUCAUACAACACACUUAUCUCGGGUUGUUGCAAGGAGGGAAAAGUGGAGGAAGCUUUUAAGCUUAAAGAAGAGAUGACUAAGCAAGGAAUUGAACCAGAUACUUAUACUUAUAAUUUGUUAAUUCAUGGUCUAUGUAAUAUGGGAAAAGUGGACGAUGCACUUAAACUAUGGGAUGAGUGUGAAAAUCGGGGUCUGGCUCCCAAUGUCUAUACAUAUGGGGUGAUGAUAGAUGGGUACUGUAAAGCUGGCAGAGUGGAUGAGGGUGAAAACCUUUUCAGUAAGUUGGUGACUAAAAAAGUGGAGCUAAAUUCUGUUGUUUAUAAUACACUAAUCAGAGCAUACAGCAAAAAUGGGAAUAUGACUGCAGCCCUUGGUCUCCGCUUGGACAUGACAAAGAAAGGCAUUCAACCAACUUGUGCCACAUAUUCUUCUCUUAUAGAUGGACUCUGCAAAAUUGGCAGUGUUGAGGAUGCAAAAUGCCUUCUAGAUGAAAUGAGGAACGAUGGCUUGUUGCCAGAUGUUGUAUGUUAUACAGCACUAAUUCAUGGUUAUUUUAAGCUAGGACAAAUAGAUAAAGUAGGGAAUGUCUUGCUGGAGAUGUCUUCAUUUAACAUAAAACCGAAUAAGAUUACCUACACUGUCAUGAUUGAUGGGUACUGUAAACUAGGCAAUAUGGAAGAAGCAACUAGACUGCUAUCUGAGAUGACAAAAAUGGGAGUUGUCCCAGAUGCCGUCACCUAUAAUGUGUUAACAAAUGGAUUUUGUAAGCAAGGGAAGGUGGAAGAAGCUUUUGAAGUAUGUGAUCAUAUGGCCAGUAAAGGAGUAGCUUUAGAUGAAAUUACGUAUACGACAUUGGUUCAUGGGUUGCAUCAGCCCACUACAUGUACAAAUCAGGAAUGAUUGGAAACAUUCAAAAGGUGCAUAUUCCUAUUCUUAAAACUGAUGGCCGUAGACCAUGGGAUACAUCUCCUUAACGUCACUAAAAUGAUUCUUGAACAUUUGGAGUUGCAACCCUACUUCAUUUGAGUUUGGGACUGGCUAUGUUUACAAAAGAAAGUAAGAAAUCGGCUGUCUCAAAUUUGAAUCCUGUUUACUCUGUUGAUGAGGCACAUAGCUGGAUCAGAUGGCCAUACCGAAUGAUUGAAACAUCAAAAGAAUUUCCUGGAUUCCUGACCUAGCAAUUCCUCAGCCGAUCUUUGGAGCUAGUAUUGAGGUUUACAAGGUCACGCGUCAAAUAUGAGAACUUAAAUGACAUUUGCAACAGACCUCCCAAACGCUCCUGCCUGCUCCAGAUGCUUGCUGUCGUCUGGAAGUCAUGAGAUUUACAACUACCUGCAGGAUGCGAUGCCUGUAUUCUGUUGUUGUGCGAUCUUUUGAGGAGGAUGGCUUUUCCAGCGCGGAUUAUGUGAAUUUUCACGGAACUGAUUGACCGGGGCUUAUUUGGGUAAAAACCAGUUCCCUGCGUUUUUCCAAGGCAAUUCAUGGAAAGGCUCUUAGAAUGCAAGAAAGAAAUUCAUUUAUGCGUUUCCUUUCUGGUGGAGACGCGAUCAUCUACAGGUAGGGAUUUUGAGUUUUGUUUUCUAAUUUCUUAGAGAACAGAACCAUUAAAUCGAUACCUGCCUCAUGUAAUGGUCCAUAAUGUUAAUAGAUACAAAAUAUACAUGAUCGAAACGACAAGAUACUAUUAUUUGGAUGACCAAUUUGAAUCUGAUCUAUUACCUCAAAAUAUCGCUUUUUAUUUU